Linum trigynum is the source of this 3372-nucleotide messenger RNA. The record is from the annotation of a GenBank genome assembly. NCBI's taxonomy places the organism in Eukaryota, Viridiplantae, Streptophyta, Magnoliopsida, Malpighiales, Linaceae.
ACAAGAGAUAAGUAAGACACGUUGGUCGACCAAGAUGCAAUCCAUCGAUAAAAAUGACUUGUUUUGCCACGACAUGGACAACCAUAUUAUACUCACAUGGUGCGAAAUAAGAGGGUUUGGUUUAGCCACUCAUUUUUAUAUUAACUCGAACCUAAUUACGCCGUGUGAAAAGAUACUUAGACACAAAUAAAGUGCAUGUUAAGAUAUAAAAUAUAGAGGAGAGUGAAUAUUUUUGAAGACGUGACUUCCCUACCGUCGACAAAAAUGCCUCACAAAGUUGUGUUUAGAUGGUAAUGGUAUUGAAAUUUGAAUCAAAUUGUAUAACGAAACCGAAUGCCCAUGGCCCAUGAGUGGUUCACUGUAUAAGGACCAAAAUCCGCAUUUACAUAUUUGGACGGGCAGUACCAGCCUAGUGGGCCUGCAAGGCCCAGUUAACGGUCCAAGCUCCAAACUUCAAAACUCCAUCACACACAGCUUCAAAGAGUGUUCGAUUUGGUGGUGGGUUAGAAUUGGAUGGCAAAAUUAUAAUAGGCUCCGACUUCGGAGUAGUGCCCAGCUACUAGGUCUAUUAGUGGAUACUCAAAACCGUCAUCAUCACCGGCAGAAGGCCCGUUAAACAACUGUGAAGCCCAAACCGUUUUUGAAGUUGGCUUUCACUUUCACCAUAAAAACAUUUAAUCAACAAAAUAAAAACGCCCACCGUGGGGCUCGAACCCACGACCACAAGGUUAAGAGCCUUGCGCUCUACCAACUGAGCUAGACGGGCUUGUUGAAACUAUUGUUUUGAUUCUUGUUAAAUUACUUUCGGUGUCUAUUAUUGCAAAAAUAUCAAUAUUCAUUGAUCACAUCCCAAAUCUAAUCGGAGCAGUGGAAAACUCGAAUUCGAUAUAUUUUUGGUGUGUAUGGGUAAAUCUCAAAUUCGAAUAUUGCAGAUAAUGGAUGGACAUAGUUUUUUUCUCUAUCUAACUCGAACACGUCCGAUUAUACAUAUGUGUAUGUAUUUUAUCUAGAAUUAGUCUUUAUUUUUCUCAUUAUAUUUGAUAUUUUCAUAAACUUGUGUUCUUUUCGACUGAUUUUCUUAGGUCUAGUAAUUUAUUGUUAUACUUUCACUUAUAUAAUAUUUUCAUAUACGUCUAAUUGUUAACAUUAUUAUCGGGGUUAAUUGCAUGUAGGGCUGGCAUUUCGGUUGCCGGUUAGCGGGUAACCGUCGGUUACAACCGAAAACCGGCCGGUUACAAGCUAACCGAAAACCGACCGGUUACCUUGGCGGUCGGUGGUCGGCUGGGAAAAGGAAGGAGUCGGUUGACCGAGUAACCGACGGUGAUUAAUCGCGGUUAUCCGAUUAACCGACCCCAACCGAGACCCACCUAACCCUCCCAAAAUCUGUCCAUUAUCUCCUCCUCCACUCACAUAACCUUCCCCAAAACCUAGAUCUAAAACAAAACUCUCACCCCUUCGUCCACCUCGCCGCCGCCGUCGCCGCACCUCUGUCCACCUCGCCGCUACCGCACCACUGUCGCCGUCCACCUCGCCUCUGCCGUCGCGUCGCCGUCCUUGCACCUCGCCCUCCGCAUGCUUCCCAUCGCGGUAACCGCUGCGCCGCGCCGUACCUCUGCAUCUCCACCCUCCGACCCUGAAGACGACCCCAGCCCUCCACUCCGCCGUUCGCGUGCGCUCUCCCCUACUGGCUGCUUCUCCUCCUCGAAUCUCCAACCACGUCGGCUCGACGUCCGCGCGAACACGCUGCAGCCUCGCAAUGCAGGGGCUCCCGGUCUCCUUCGCCCCCUUCGCGGCCCGGGGAGAAGUGGUCUGGUGGCCACGACCUGCGUGCAGUCGACGUCGUUGAGGAUCGGCGAAGAGAAAGAAGGUGUGAGAAGAAGUGGUUUGGUGAGAGGAAGAAGGUGAGAGGAGGAGAUAAGGUUUGGUGGGUGUGAGAGGAGAAGUGGUCUGUGGUGGAAGGAAGGAGAGAGGAGGAGAUAAGGUUUGAGUGGUGCAGGAUUUUUGGUUUUUAUUUUUAAUUUUUUUUAAAGAAAAGGUAAUUUCUGGUUGGUCGGCUAACCGAGCCUAAAACCGAAACCGACCGGUCGGUUGGCCGGCUAACCGUGACCACUCUCACGGUCGAUGGUCGGCAGGUGUGCAGGGUGGCUCGGUUUAAUCGAUAACCGGGUUUUUGGUUUUCGGUUAAACCGAAACCGACCGGUUGACAGCCCUAAUUGCAUGGGUGGUCACUGUUAUUACAAAAAAACGUUCAUGUUUGGUCACUUGAAAUAUUUAAAUCCAUUCGUAGUCACUAAAAUUAGUAAAACCAUCCAAGUUUGGUCACUCUCCGUUAGUUUCCAUCAGUCUCCGUUAACGACGUCAACUUUUUGAUGACGUGGCUAACAGAAAAGUCUAGUCACCAAAAUUUAACCCCAAAAAUUAAAAAAUAUUGUCUGCCACAUCAGGUAAUUCAGCCCAACCAAUGACUCAAAUCCUAACCUAACUUAUUGACCCGCCAUCAACAAUCCAUCUUUGCACCUCUUCCUCUAGCUCCGCGCAUCCCCAAUCUCUAUUCUUCUUCCUCCGCUGCUUUUAAACCCGAUUCUCAAAAAUCCUCUAUUUCAAUUGGAACCAAAUUGAGCCCAAGAGACAUGAGUAGAUGAAGCGGCCAACGCCAUGAGUCUAUACUUUACAGAUCUGAAUGGGGUAGAUGAUUGGCUCACCGGAGAAGAUGAAUCGGCCAACAGAUUUGAAUGAGGAAGAUGAUUGGCUCGCUGGAUCCUCUGCUUCUUUUCGAUAAUGGAGGGGUAAGAAGAGGGGCUAGGCGGAUGGAGUCAGAGGGAGAAGAAUAGUGCUGGGGAGAGGAUCUCAAGCGAUGGGUGGGAGAAGAAAUUGAAAGGCAGUUACCCUGUUCUGGAGGUGGUGGUCAAUUUCAUCACAAUGACUUCUUCCUUCAUCUAUGAGUCUCUCCUUCACAACCCCUCUCUUGGGAUUUCAUCCACCCCAAAAAUUACCUCUGGUUUUCAUCUAUUCCACCUGGGAGAAACAAGAAAUUUGAUUAAUUGGGUAUUUGGGUGGAUAUACAGAGGCAAAGAGGUUGUCAGUGAUGGCGAAUAGAGAUAGAGAAGUGGUGUUUAGCCCGGGCUCCAAGGGUACAAGAAUUCACCGGCAUCCCCGCACCGCCCUUCUCCUCCGCGUCCCCUUACUCUCGCCUCGACCUCUUUGCCUCCUCCACCCUCAGGUCUGCCGUCGGAUCGACUACAUCUUUGAUUAUGAUAUUCUAGACGCUUGGCUGGUCGAUUUUGUCCAACUUGAGGAAAUGCGGCCGAUUCAAGCACCAUUCAGACCUGGUUGUCGAAGGGAAUGCAAGAAAAAUGAAGAACUAGAGUUCAG